Messenger RNA from Prorocentrum cordatum, 3829 nucleotides. The record is from the annotation of a GenBank genome assembly. NCBI's taxonomy places the organism in Eukaryota, Dinophyceae, Prorocentrales, Prorocentraceae.
AGCCAUUUGGGCUCGAGGCUCAGUUUUGGCUCCCCCGGAGGCGGCCAGUCCAGAGCGAGGGCCGCGCCCAGGGGUGCCCGCUUCGCCGCAGGGCCUUGCCGGCAAUAUGAUGGCCCAGCAGCAGCAGAUGGCGGCCAUGCAGGCGGCCCAGCAGCAGCAGAUGGCCAUGCAGCAGCAGGUGGCCGCUCAGCAAGCGGCGGCAGCGCAGCGGGGGGGCCAGCCGGCGCUGACGGCUCAGCAGCAGCAGCACAUCCAAGCGUACUUGCAGCAGGCUGCCCAGCAAGGCUACAACCAGCAGCAGCUGCAGCAGCUGCAGCAGCAGCUGAUGGUCCAGUGCCAGCAGCAGAACGCGCAGGCCUCCGCCCAGCAGCAGCAGCCCUCGGGCCAGCAGCCGCAGGCCCAGCAGCAGGGUGCGGCCGCCCAGCAGCAGGGCGGCACACCGCAGCAGCAGAUGCAGCAGAUGCAGCAGAUGCAGCAGAUGCAGCAGAUGCAGGCGCAGCAGCAGGCACAGCAACAGGCACAGCAGCGGGCGCAGCAGAUGCAGCAACCGCAGCAGCAGAUGCAGCAACCGCAGCAGCAGCCGCAGCAGCAGCAGAGUCCGGCGGGAGUGCCAGAGACCGUUGGCAACGAGCGUCAGAUCACCGUGCAAGGGUGCACCCACGCCACGGUGGGCGCCAUCGUCCGUGGCGCCUUCACGCUGAGCACCGAGAACCACGGGAAGCCAGCGUACAAGAAGGACUCGCAGGUCAACGGCCUCGAUGUCAUGCUCUACUUUUGGGACGAGCGCGACGGGCCGAGCUUUUGCGGCUGGUGGUUCGGUCCGAAGAUAGGGGGCGACCAGGUGUGGGCGUAUCACCCUGCAAAAGAGGCGUCGUCGCCACCAAAGACAGGCUGGAAGGUGCCCUAUGACGGUCCGGUGGACACCACCUUCGUGCUGGGGAAGACCACGCCAGGAAUGGUGCAGCAGCAAGCUCCCAACGGAGCCCAGAACCAGAUGCAGCCGAUUCGGGCGACGCCCCAUGUCACGAACCCGCAGCAACAGUGGCAGCAGCAGCAGAUGCAGAUGCAGCAGCAGCAGCUGCAGCAGCAGCAGCAGAUGCAACUACAGAAGCAGCAGCAGAUGCAGCUGCAGCAGCAGCAGCUGCGGCAGCAGCAACAGCAGCAGAUGGAGGCAAAGAGGUUGCAGCAGCAGAAGCAGCAGCAGGAGCAGCGGGCCACCCUCGCCGUGCGCCGGAUCAUCCAGUUGAUGCGGACAGCGAGGGAAGAGACCUUCGACGCGCUCAAGGCGCAGUUGGACGAAGUGCUGGCAAAGGAGCUGGAGAACUGCGGCGCCCAGCAGGAGCGGAUAAAGCAGGAGGCGGAGCAGGGGCUUGAGGCGGCCAAGCUGCUGAUAGCGCAGGCGAAGGAGGCGGAGGAGAAGCGCAAGGCCGCGGUGGCAAACGCCGAGGCCCUCCUGAAGGAGCUCGAAGGCCACAUCGUGGAGGCCGAGGAGAAGGGCAAGGCCCUCAAGGAGGAGGCGAAGCAGUUCUCAGAGAGAGCCGAGGUGAGCCUGGAGGACGUGAUCGCUGCGGUGGCUGCGGUCGAGGAGGCAGGCGCGGCGGCCAAGGAGAGGAUGAAGGUGUGCACCGACUUCAUCACUGCCAAGGGCGCCGAGCUGAAGGUCUCCAUCCCGAUCGCGCCGCCCGGCCAGGCGUCCGCGGAGAAGCCUGCAUCCGAGAAGCCAACUUUCCAGGCGCUGCUGCAGCGCAUCAUCGAGUGUACCAAGGCGAACGAGACGACGCUGAAGGAGGCCCAGGACCAGAAGGCCAAGGCCACCAAGAAGGCCAGCGCGAAGAAGUUGAUAGAUGCCCAGGAGGCGCUGUUCGACAAGUAUGCCGCGAAGGAUGGCUUCCUGGGUAAGGCGGAGGCGAAGAAGUUUGCCAAGGCCGAGUGCGACUGCACUCUUUCGACCAAGGACUGCGACCGCAUCUUCGCCGUCCACGUGCCGGAGGGCUCCAAGGGCUUCAAGAAGGAGAAUUUCCAGAGGCUGAGGUGCGCCAUCGGCAUGAUGCGGGAGAAGGCGAAAGACAAUGUCAGGAAAGCGGCAAGGGAAGAGAAGGAGAAGGCGCUGAGUGACCUCAAGGAGAAGCUGCAGGCGAAAGUGGCGUCCGCUCUCCAGGAGGCCACCGCGUCCGAUGAGCUCGUGGUCAAGGCGGAGGAGGCCGCCAAGCCGCUCCUUUCCAAGGUGGCCACCAGCUCCGCGGCCGAGAUGACCAAGCUCGUCGACGAGGUCGACGCCUUCAUAGAACAGGCUAGAGAGAGCGUCAAGGAGCUGAAGACGACCAUCGCGGGUAUCUCCGAAGGUGUAGAUUCUCAGUUGACCUUUUGGCUAGCGGCCGAGAUGAGGCCAGUCAACUUGAAGACGGUCCCGCUGGAGCCUAGGCUCAUGAAAGUUGACGUGAUGGCGACACGAUUUCGGGAAGAGUCCAAAAAGAAAGAUAUGAAGGAAUUGGAUUUGGUUGAAAAGAAGGUCCUUCGGCACGUCAGGUACCACCAAAAAGAGGAGGGCCUGAAAGUAGAGGAGCUGUUUGACCUGAUCGAUGCCGACAAGGACGGCAGUAUCAACGAGGACGACCUCCUCAAGUUCCUCGGGAGUUGCAAGACGGCGCCCAAGGAGGAUAAGGAGGGCGAGGCCGAGAAGGCAGAGAAGGACGAGGGCGACGGGAUGCCGCCCGCGGAAGAGCUGAAGAGGCUGUUCAAGUAUUUGGACGAAGAGGAGGAGGGCAGUGUGCCCAAGGAGAGGAUGAUUCAGUGGCUGAAGGUUUACAUGAAGGUGGCGAAGGAGACAGUGUUGUCCACCGAGCUGGGUAUCCAGGCUGGCGAGACUGUUAGGCGGCUCGAGGAGGGGGAGGCCGUGGAGAUCGUGUCCGCCCCGCAGAAGGAAGAGUCUGUCAACCUGCUGCGAGCGAGGGGCGUCGCCAUGAAGGACAUGAAAGAGGGGUGGGUGACCCUGCAGGGCUCCCAGGGCUCCAAGUUCUUAGUCGAGGGCGGCAACUUGUUCAAGGUCGUCAAGGAAACGAUCCUGACUGCCUCCUUCAGUCUCGGCGGCGAGGACGACAAGGAGCCCUCGAAGAAGCUGAAGGCCUCCACCAGGAAGCUGAGGGCGGGCGAGCUCGUGGAGGUCAGGGAGUGGCCCAAGAAGGAGGAGACCUCUGGCCUCAUGCGCAUGAAGUGCAGGGCGAAGACCGACGGCGCCGUCGGGUGGGCCACCGUGGUUGGGAACCAGGGCACGAAGUUCCUGGAAGCGGCCUAGGCGACCGUGGCCCCGCGGCAGCCCGGCCCGCGAGGCGCCGGCCGCGGCAGCCCGCGCGCGCCCGCCGCGGCCCGCGACCCGCCGCGGCCGCGGCCGUGGGUCGGCGGGCCGCGCCGGUGGAGCGGCGCGGCCCGGGAGCUCGCCGCCGGCGCGCCUGCACGGGCCGGGCGGCGCCCGGCGCGCGCCCUGCCUAUAGGGCCGGCAGGCCGAAGGCUUGCCCAAUACAUGCGCGGUCGGGAGCUUGAUGGCUCAGCGCGUCGCGGCGCCGGUGCUGGCCCAGCACGCUCCAGGGCGACGCGUGGGUCGCUUCCCAGACGUGCAUGCUCGCGUCGCUGAGGAGGACACGCAAUGAACGGCUCCAGUUCACGAACAUGUUCUGGAUGAUGUUUCUUUCCUCGCUGGUCCGUCUGAUCCAAAUAGCUCCAUGUUUACGUGUUUGGCAGUCGCGUUAUAUGUUUGUGCACGGGAAGCCUCUACGCUGCCCUAUCGUAGAAGACGAAUCCGUGUAUAGUUUGGGGAAGAUGUGCCGAUCGAGUU